Messenger RNA from Didymodactylos carnosus, 1545 nucleotides. The record is from the annotation of a GenBank genome assembly. Lineage: Eukaryota; Metazoa; Rotifera; Eurotatoria; Philodinida; Philodinidae.
AUGGCAAAAGAAACUGGGAAUCAAAGUACAAAGGAUCAAACAGACAAAAAGAAAAAAACAAAACAAAACUCAAAAGACUCAAACGUUGAACAACCAGUAGAAAAACCACGAGAAACAAAACCACGAGAGAAAAAGCGUUCAUUUUCAUGUUCAAUGCUGAUAUAUUCGCUUGUAUUCAUAUCAGGCGUUGUUGUGGCUACAGUAUUACCAGAAUUAGUUGGUUACCAUUUCAAACAGAGUUAUGGACAAAAAUAUGGUGUACUUGUUGAAGAGACGUAUAGGAAAUCAGUUGAUCAUCUUGCUGAGUAUUUAUCGGUCGUUGGUCCCUAUGUUCGUAAAACAGGUGAUCAUGUUGCUGAGUAUUUAUCGGUCGUUGGCCCCUAUGUUCGUAAAACAGGUGAUCAUCUUGCUGAGUAUUUAUCAGUCGUUGGUCCCUAUAUUCGAGAAACAUUUGAUAAAUACUUGCCAACAGAAACAGAUGAUGCCGAUCAUGAUAAACCAGCAUCAACAACCCCGCGUUCGCAAACAACAACCAGUAAAACGGUCAAAGGAGGAAAGACCGAUUCUACAACAAAAACAGCCACAGCUACGAAAUCAGCAACUACUCAGGCACCCACAACUCAAAGAUCCACCACUACUCGAGCACCCACAACUACUCAAACACCCGCCACUACUCAAGCACCCACAACUCAAAGAUCCACCACUACUCGAGCACCCACAACUACUCAAGCACCCACCACUACUCAAGCACCCACAACUCAAAGAUCCACUACUACUCAGGCGCCCACAACUACUCAAGCACCCACAACUCAAAGAUCCACCACUACUCAGGCGCCCGCAACCACUCAAGCACCUGUAACUCAAAGAUCUACGACUACCCAAGCACCCACAACUACUCAAGCACCCACAACUACUCAGGCGCCCAUUACUCAGAGAACUGCAACAACCGUCACUCAGAAACCCUCAACCAUCUCACCAACUACUAUUCCAACGACCGAGCAAACAACAGAAAGAGUCACGGAAAAGCCUGUAACAACACAAAGUAGUGCUACACAGACUACUCAAAGGGCAACAACUUCAACUGCAGCUACAACUGAAGCAACAAAAACCACAGCUGCUGAUCAGAAAUCCGUAACAGCAACGCCUAGUACACAGGCAACAACACAAGUAACACCAAGAGUGACCGCAACGCAAACAACAACAGUUACUCAAAAACCAACAAUAAGCACAUCUCAGACAACAACAACUUCAACUCCACGAGUGGCUGAAACAACUACAAAGUCGUCUAGUGUUACUCCACCAAUUAGUGCUACCCCGACGACUGUGCAAACGACUCCAAAGACAACGUUGGAAUCAACUACCAUUGUUUCUCAAACGCCUCCGUCCGUCACACCGACUCCUCCCACUACUACUGAGCAAAUGAGGACAACAGUAAGACAAAAUCCUUCGUCAACCAUUGAAUCACCAUCUAUUAAACACGAUACAGUUAAAGAACAAACAAUCACAAGCACGAAUCAAGCAGUACCAAAAGCAAAGGAAUUGUGA